Molecule: messenger RNA, 786 nt
Organism: Adineta ricciae
Lineage: Eukaryota; Metazoa; Rotifera; Eurotatoria; Adinetida; Adinetidae
Source: the annotation of a GenBank genome assembly
AUGACAUUCAAUAUUCAAUUCUAUCGGACUAGUCGAUCGACAAAUCCAAUUGCGAAGUUUAUUCUCGCUCAUCAUCCAGAUGUCGUUUGUUUACAAGAAAAUAUCGAUGCCAAUGGAUGGAGUAGCAGUAAAUUAACGCCGUUGGAUUUGACUUCGGAUUACACUUUUGCAGCUGAAUGUCAAGCUGAAAAAUUUCAUGGGCACUAUUUAGCAAACACGAUAUAUGUACUCCGGAAACAUAUGAAAUACGUUGAAAAGCUUUCGGCGGUGAAUCUGACGAUAUUAACAGAAACUGUGCGAUGUGCAGCUGUUCUUCGUUUGUAUGGUACAGUCAUUGCGAACGUGCAUUUGUGUGGGGGAAGAUUUGAUGAUAAGCAAUUUUGGAAUUUUAAGGAACUGAAAUAUUUACAGUUGAAACGAUUAGUUCAACAAUAUCAUCCGGAUAUUAUUCUAGGUGAUUUCAACAACGAACAGUCAAAAUCAGUGGCUAAGAAGCAGUUAGAUAUUUAUGAAUUCUACAAAAAUUUGAACUCUUCGGAUCGAUUGUUAUUUGAGCAUUAUUACACCGCUGGAUCGGUUUAUUUGCAAGAUCAGACAAAGUACAGUCCUGCUUAUAAUGAAGCAACGAUCGGAGCGACCAGCAUAUACGGUGGCACUCCGGAUUGGGUGUAUGUCACAUAUCCAUCGCGUCUUACUGGAAAAGUCGGGAAGUAUGAUACAAUAACAACGAAUUUAUCAGAUCAUAAUGCGCUGUUUAUAGAAUAUUUGUUUGAUAAAAUCAAUUAG